Messenger RNA from Apis laboriosa (Himalayan honeybee), 5311 nucleotides. It is a transcript of the gene sano, whose product is annotated as misshapen-like kinase 1. The transcript has 6 exons. The record is from RefSeq and is a predicted model, not a curated record. The coding region runs from base 664 to 2619 and encodes 651 amino acids. Lineage: Eukaryota; Metazoa; Arthropoda; Insecta; Hymenoptera; Apidae.
UGCCGAAGUUGGUCGAAGCCGGCCGAACGCCGCGAAGCCGGUUGUCGCGCUCCUCGCCAGAUGCGAUGUCGAGUCAGUAUCGCGUCAGUCCUCCAGCGGAAUUGGUCAGUGAUCUGUGUCAGAGCAGGGCCAGUCGUCACUCUCCUUUUCUCUCCGCCGGUUAUUUCGUCUUUUUUCGACAUUUUUCCGUCCGGCGCACAUUGAAAUACGAAACGGUGGUUUCACGUGAUUUUCUCGUAUUUGUCGCCUCGGCUCGCGAACGCAUCCCCUUUUCGUGGUCUCGGGAACAUACGCCCGGUAUCUACGUAUACUUGUAGAAGUUAGAUACGUAUAGUACACAUACAGUAAUACAGUGCCAUAGUGGAGUUACCAGUGGGGAAAACAAAAAUUAGUUUGCAAGCGGACGUGCCUCACGGCGACCGUCGUUCACCACGUUCUGGAUCGGAGGCAGUGGGAGCAGGAGGCGAUAGGAAAUCGAAAGGAUCGACCACGAAAGGAGGAGAGCGCUAAUAUUGUCGAGUCGAGGCGACACAGGGAGGAGAGGCAACAAAUGGAGCAUAGAGGCGCGGCGGCGUCGGAUCGGCAGUAGCGUCACCCUAGUCGCCGGGGCCCUGAGCUGAAGGGAUCGGACGCGAGAAAGCUGGGCGGCGUUGCAGCGCGGCGAUGGCCGCGACCGACGGUCAGAUCGUGGUUGCGGCGGCGCGCUGGGCCGAGGAAGCGACCUACCUUCGCGAAUUCGUCUCCAAGUAUCGUCUACCCGCGGUGAUCAAGAUCACGAAGGGCCAGUACGGGGGGUUGGGUGUGCCCACCCUGCCCGCGCCCAGCCUCCAGAGCACUGCCCUCCUCGUGUCGGCGGGCCGACGGCGAAAGAUCGUCGCCCAGGCGGUGAAGAUCAAGGAAGGGAGGAGAGUGGUCGGGGUCGGGCCCAGGCUCGCCAUCCCCGACUCGUACGCCGGCUACUUCGAGAUACUGAGCGAGGAGGGUAGGGCGGUCCGCGGUAUAGAGUCGGUGAACGAGCUCUGCCGCCGAUGCCCCGAGGAGGGCGCCCUCGUGCGGGAGACGGUGCGCGGCAUAGCGUGCAGGGUGGACGACGAGUCGGGGCUGGUUGUCCCGGAGGGGACCAGGACCUUGGCCGCUGGCGAGACGAUCGUGACGGCCGGGGAGGUGAGCCUGCCGGGCCGCGGACGAUUUCUCCGUUGCGUGGACUGUCGGGGGGAGAGCGUCCUCCUCGGUAUGGAGCAGCGGGGCCGCUUCAGCGCGGUGGCGCGCGAGGACAACAUCAGCGGCGUGCACACGGCCCGCGCGUUGCUCAGCAAGCGGCUGCCGCUCACCGUGAGGCUGGUCCACGGCCAGCCGCCUAGGGGGCUCAAGUCGUCGUCACAGUUCGUGCCCGAGCUCAGGCUGUUGUCCACGUUCGAGGAGGAGCACGUGUUCGCGUUGCCGCUGCAGAGGGAGGGGGCUGCGGUGGCGUUGCCCCUGGCAGCCCCGUUGAAGCUGGUCAAAGCGCGGAACGAGGAGGCGCUCAGAUCGAUGCAGGAGUUCAGCAGGCUGGUGGAGCGGGCGUCGCGCCUCGUCGCCGACGUGGCGGACCGGGCCCACGUGCUGGACGGCCGCCUGGGCGAGAGCAAGCAGGCGAGCAGGCAGUCGAGAGGUGGAUCGGGUUUCCUUAGGCGAUCCUCGGCCGCCAAUUCGGACAACAACAACGGGCCCCUUCCUCAUCACAGGGGCAACGCGGCCGCCCACCACCAUCACCACCAUCACCACUAUCACAGCAACGGCCACCAGCAGCAGCAGCAGCAGCAACAGCAGCAGCAGCAGCAGCAGCAGCAGCAGCAGCAGCCGCUCUCCUCCGCCCAUCCCGGUUACGCGAGGGACGAGAAUCGCGUGCCACCCUCGGCGUGCACCGAGGAGUACGACGAGAUCGAUCAGAUUUACGACUACGUCCGCGGCUUCGCUCCACUGCCGAAGAGCGUGAGGUCCCCUUACGAGAGCCCGCUGCCGCAGCAGGGGUCGUCCAGCCCGCCCCUGACCCCCGUCACGGUCACCAUCGCGCCCCUGCUCGACGACAGACCGGAACCACCCCCGAUAGAGACGAUACCGACCAAGAAGAUCCAGGCCGAGAAGAGGACGAGGCGCGCGGUGAAGGAGGCGCCGCAGCCGAGGGCCGAGAAGCCCCCUUUGGCCAAGCUUUACGUGAAGAACAGCGGCACGCAGAGGGGGCGCCCUCUGAUGAGGCAGAAGAGCGCGUCCCCUUUGAAGGAGACCCCGCCCGGGUACAAGGGGGGUUCCCCCCUUUUCAACAUCAGAUACAAGAGCUUGACGAAUCUGCAGCAGGCCAUGGAGCUGGACGGCACCCUCGACUCGAGCCACUCGGGGGGGAGAACCUCGGGGGACUCCGGUGCUGGUGCUAAGCUGCCCGAAAAGAGAUCGAGGCGUCUAAGCAGACCGCGCUCCCUGACGAAUUUAGUGUGGGAGCUGCGCGGCGGAAGCGGCCUCGGCUGCGCGAGACCGGAAACCCCGCCGCCGGCCACCGCUGCACCUCUGCCGCCCACCAAAUGCGGACCACGUCUGGCCGUCACCGUGGUGGCACCCCGACGCGUUAGCACGCUCUACCUCUAACUCAUUCGAACCGACGAAGGAUUAAAGAAGGCAAAGAGCGGUCCGGAUGGGGCGUCGAGGAUCUCCGAGAUGUCUUCGAUUAAUCAAAAACUCGUAGCUCAAGCAAGGAGGGAGGGACGGAUCUAGGAUCCGUCGAAGAUCCCACCAUUUGUCCUCCUUUUUUUUUUUUUUUCUUCUUCUUUUUAAUCCAUUGCAGCCAUUGCGACCACCAAUCGAAAAAUCUGACCUUUCGAAAUAUCCAAUUUUCGCAUUGGAUCGCGAGAGAUCGUUAGAAACGAGGAAGGAGGAAGAGGAGUCGCUAUAGGACACUGCGACACUUUCCACGAUCGAAACUUUGGAUUCAACUUGAAGACGACGCUUGCUGGAUGAAGUUACUCGAAGGAAUCGAAAGUGGAAGUCGGAAGACAACGCUCACAAUUCGUGAUCCAUGAAAAAGAUCCGAGUUUUUCUAGCUUGAUCAAAUUAAUUAAAAGUAAACGAAAUGAAAGACGACGAAAAAGAAAAUUUUGCACGAAUGAUCUUUAAAUCCUUUUUUUUUUUUUAUAAGCUUCGAAAUACUCGGAGCAUGUUUCUAAUGGAUCACGAAAAACUGGAAGAAAAUUCAUACAAGAUAACGAGAGCAGCGUUAUUUUCGAAACAAAGAAAAUGAACGAGCAAAUUCAAAAUGGUCCAUCGAUCGAUGAAACCAAUGUACGAGGGAUGAUUUAAUGAAAUCGCUUCUGAUAAAAAAAAAAAAAAAAAAAAAAAAAAAUAGUAAGCGGUAGAAAAUAUGAUAUCGAUUCUGGAAGCGAUACUCGGAUAGCGGGGAAAAAUCAUCCGACACAAUCAUUAGCAGAGAGAUACGUGCUAACACGCGCCGUUAGUUAAUCUAAUAGGAAGCGUAGUUAAGGAUUAUAAAUGCCAUAAUAAUGACCAACUUCUUGUGGUUGUACUUAAGUCAUAUCUUUAUACUUUACUAUUUUACGUUUAAGGCCAAUUAAGUAUGUAAGUUGCAUAAUAUUUUACUAUCGGAGUAUCUUCGAGUUAAUUGCUAGGCAUUUAUUUCUUUAUCUCUUUUUUGUUUGUUAUUUUUUUUUUUUUUCAUCGCGAUGGUUUCCGGUACCGGAAGUGAUUAUAUUCCGUGACGAUAAUCGUCGACACACUGGACACAGAUGUAACGAAUUCAUCGUUUCUUUUUUUUUUUUUUUUUUUUUCCUUUCUUCGUUGAAAGGAGGCUUCUUUCUGAUGAAUAUUCGCCUUUCGAGAAGUUGACAAAUUACCGAUCGUUUGUCACAGCUACGUCUUGAAGUUCGGCGAACAUUCUACUUGUUAUUCACAGAGACCGAUGAAAUAUUAAGAAAUUAUUCUUUUGACUUUCAUUUUUUAACCUCGGUCGAUAACCGAGUAAAAAUUCGAAUGUGCAAUGGAUUUGUUCUACGAUCUGUUGUUAGUCGGUACGUACUUGCAUUAUACUGCGUCCAGUACUCUAAACGAAAUCGUCAAAGGCCUGUGACAUCCGACAAUUGCGCAAAAGAACUGCUUAACGAACUCUUUAUCGGAAAUCAGGUAUCGAGACCUGUCGGUUAACAGUCCUGGCCAGACCCAAGACGCUCUGGACUUUGGUCUUUUGUGAUUAUUAUUUAAGUAGGUUUUAAGCGUAUGAUAGAUUAGCUGAAGUUUUACAAUGUUUCUCUUCUAUAUUCUUUUCAAAAAACUCCGUUUCGCUUUUAUCCUUUUUUUCCCGUCGAUGAAAUUUUGCGAGCGAUAAAUAAUCAGCGAAACUAUAAAUAAACAAUGCGAAUGUAGUUACAAACAUCGUUUGAAAGAAUAGUAAUAAUAAUGGAGUUCGUGAAUCUAAAAGAAAAUCAAGCGAGAAAAGAGAUACAUUUAUACGAUUUAAAUAUACCGCCAAGACCAUUGCCUCUUCGAUUUUAGAGCAACGGAGCAAAGUAGAACCGAAGAGUUCGAUUCAAAUGAUGAUAUGAGAGUUAAUUUUACGAUAAGAAUACGUUUUAAUCCGUAUGUCGAUAAUAUUUCUUACAGUUCUCUGUAACAUAAGUUUCCCUAGUUAUAUAUAAUGUUAAGAAGAUGUAGAUUUUGGAUUCUCAUGAUAAACAUUCUAUUUUGCGUAAUGAAUACGAGUAAGAAGGCACUCGGUCCCCUUUACGAUGGAACUCUGUGCGUUAUAAUUGUUCGUGGAUAAAGAAUGAAUAUUUCGUAUGUCGACGUUCGCCGAGAUUUUGCCAGGAGAACAGAUUGCGAUGCUACCAAUUCAUCGCAUAAAUAUCCCUAUAUUACAACUUAUCCCAUAUCUCUGUCCUCCUUUACUUUGCGUUCUUUCUUCUUUAAGGUUAGUUUUUUUUUUUUUUAUAGGGCAUUGGAUGUAUCAUUGUCCAUGUUUUCACGUUGUGCUUGACCAAUGUGAAAUGAUGUUUCAUUACGACGAUACUGAGAUGGUGCGUCGAUUUUCAUUAUAUUGUUCGUGUUUUCAUGGCGAAAUACUCGAUGCGUAAGGGUCGAGGAUCGUUGUGCCUUCGAAUGCACCUGUUCGAAUGAUACGUUUUAUCGAUAAUAAGAACAGACAUCCACUUUGUGAUUUCGUAAGCAGUUGUUCAAUGUUUUCUUUUUUUUUUUUUAUACUUUCCUUAAUGCUUAUCUAGAAUAGCUUGUAUACCCUAAAGAGUGUUUCAAUAAAAGUGACAAUGAAAUCAAA